This is a messenger RNA of Xenia sp. Carnegie-2017, 1883 nucleotides long. RefSeq lists its product as uncharacterized. Lineage: Eukaryota; Metazoa; Cnidaria; Anthozoa; Malacalcyonacea; Xeniidae. The record is from RefSeq and is a predicted model, not a curated record. The coding region runs from base 647 to 1414 and encodes 255 amino acids. The transcript is spliced from 6 exons.
CGAGAAUUUGCAGAUGUCAUAGAAAAAUCGAGAACAGCAAUUGAUGAUGCUGAUCUUCAAUGUCUGAUGAGCUUGAAGAAAAAAUAUGCACAAGUAUUUACGAAAUCUGUAUGUACAAUUUUCAAACAGUUUUCCCUUCAAUCAACCAUUUAAAUAAACUCGCUUUUAAGGUUGAAUGUCAACAUGUAGUGUUAUUUCGCUUGUGAUUUAAUGUAUAGAAUUUUUCACUGGAAAAAUGUACUUGGGCAAUUGUGAGCAGAAGGUUUGAAGUAUUAGAGUUUAAUUGUUGUUGAAUUUUGUAUUAACUUUUAUUAUGUGCACCAUAGAUUCUCCGGUUCCAUUCCCCUCAAAACUACAAAUUCUUGUUGCAGAUAGUGUAUUUUUAAACCGAAAAAUUUGCAGAAGAUCAAGAGAGAAGGGCUUGCACACGAACCAGUAAAUUACGAACAUGCAAAUUUUGGUUAUGAUGUCAGGAUGAUUUCAUUUGUGGAGAGUGUCGAAAGGGGGCGAAGAUAUCUCUAACAAUACAGUGCUUUCGCACUGAAAAGCAAGGCUUGAGAAUGUGAAAACACAUUUCAGUAACUGAUUGAGGAGCAACCACAUUAGUUUAAUAAGCUAUAGCACAAUCUUUACUCCUUCAUCUUUGAUGUCAAAAAAAUCAUUUUGGAAAAACUCGAAAGAGAAUCGGCGUGGUUCUUACCAGGUAUUCAAACUUGAUACGAACAAAGCUUUAUGUUGUAAAUACGCACCAUGUGCUAGGAAUUGCAUGAAACAUUUACUAUAUAUCGAAGAAACGGGUUUAUGUCCUGGACAGGUGGAUCAAAAAUUGGGUCAGAUUUCGUUAGGGACAAAAUUCUUGGAGGAUCUAUGGGAAAUCUUGGAGGAAAUUUUACCACUUGAGGAGAUACCAAAAGAGAAAUUGCUAGAGCUGAUGAGUGAAAUAUUAGAGAAGCUUCAGAAAACACCUGUGCUGCCAUGUACACAGGUGCUUAUUGCCCUACAAGAAGAACAAUUCUUAGAGUCAAUAUACAAUAGUGACUUUGGCGAUGACAAACUCAUUGAUAAUGCAAAAAAGAAGUUCAAAGAGAGUAAGCGUAAGGCAGGAAUUUUGCUUUGUGUUACUGACAAAAUGAGUCAUGGUCUAAUUUUAAAAAGGGACGAGGAAGGUGAACAAGUGAAUUUGUAUGACUCCACAAUUGAUGAAGACAAAAUGGUGGAUUUUGGAAUUAUUCACAGCUUACAAGUUCUUGUCUUGGAGGAUGAGAAACCUCUCAUUGAUAAGAAACCUCUUAUUGCUAAACUAUGGUCCAAAUUGAAAAUGUGCUACUGUCUAAAAGACUAUCUUGAAGCUCACGCAAAUAAUGUUGGUAAAAAGCCUAAAGAGUCAGUAUCUCAAUUGAUGUUUCAGUCAUGAGAAUUCAUAGUAAAUUUGAAUUUUAUGCAGAGGGUUUUAUCAACAUUUUUAAUUAAUUUUUUAGUGUAUAUUCAGUAAUCGGCCACUUUAAACAUUAUAUUAAUUGGUAAAAUGCAAAAUUUUUGAGUAACAUAAUGAUUUUAUUUAAAAAAAACGACUGUUAAAAUGUAAAUUUAGUGAAAACCAAGUGGGUGUAGACCAUGUACCUUUGUUAUCACAUAGCUACGUUUAUGGUGUAUCUUUAUGAUAAGUUAAUAUGUCAGAACACAAUAAGAAGCAAUAGAAAGAAUUUCUCAAUGCUCGUAAUAACACUACUAAAGACAUUGUAUUAAAUGUAACCAUGGUAAAUUCGUAUAAUCACGAGUGAAAUGUAUAAAAUUAACUGGAACCAUAACUUGUAUAGUUUUGUCUUGUGGUUGGUUGAAGCCAAAAAUUCAGCUAAAUAUUAAUCAACUGUCCUCUGAAAUAA